GGACCGGAGACGCGUCACAUCUCAGGCGUCUGUCACGUCUCAGCGGCUGUGAUUGAAAACGGCUUGUUUUGGGCUGAACGCAGUUGUUUGCUCUCGGUGUGUGUGUUUAAGGGGACAGUUUACACACGGGCUCGAGCUGGAGUUACAUCUGAAAACUUCAUUUUCUUCCACUGCUUCGGAAAGUGAAAAUAUGCCAAUUUACGGAAACGCCUGGGGCUUAUUAUAGAAAUACAUCCGAGGUGCUGUGUUUUGGCUUUUGCUUUCCUUGCUGAGCACACACAGAAAUUAACACACCUCUGAUCAUCAUUUUCGGUUUAAAGGAGGGGAGGGGAAAACACAAACAAACCCCUCCAGCCUGACGGAGAUCCACGAGGUUUGUGAGUUCUUGUGCCAGAAGUUUCUGAAGAACUCCUCGAGUAUUUCUGAGUCCGUUCAUCUGCCUCACUCACUGCUACUAAAACUCCCGUAAAUCUCCUGAGAGAGUCAAUUUUCUUUGCAGCUGGAUGCAGAUAUGAGUUUUCUCCGGUUCUCGGGACCUUCACACAUCCCCACAUUAUUAAUUUUGCUCAUUCAUGCGCUCUCAAGUGCAGUCGCAACACGACACAUCAUCUACUGGAACUCCACCAACACCAGGUUAACAAGUGAUGACUACACAGUCCAAGUAAAUCUGAACGACUACCUGGACAUCCUGUGCCCACACUACCCAUCUGGCUCUCCCGAGCACGGUCCUCCGGAGAUGCUGGCGCUCUAUCUGGUAGCCGAGCACAAGUUUCAGGGCUGCCAUGAGACCGAAGGGGCUAUAAAGAGGUGGGAGUGCAACUCUCCCUACGCUCCCUUCGGCCCUGUCCGAUUCUCGGAGAAAAUCCAGCGCUUCACACCCUUCUCUCUGGGCUUCGAGUUCCUCCCUGGACACCACUAUUACUAUAGCUCCCUGUCUGUGGAUGAUGGACCCCCCCUUCCAUGCAUGAAGCUGCGAGUCACUGUGUGCUGCGGGACCGAAGCAACAACUGUAAAUAAAGGAGAAAUUCCAGCUCCCCGCAGUUUUGCCCAACCUGGAAGAACGAGUCCACUGCCUGUCCUCGCUCUCAUCUCCUUUUCCCUCUCUUGUUUUUUAUGAUAAUUGGAAGCUUCAACCCAGCUAAUAGCUAAGACAUGCCAACAGGUCAUGUGGGAUCACUCACUAUCUGUACACACACACACACACACACACACACACACACACACUCUCUCUCUCUCUCUCUCUCUCUCUCUCUCUCACACUCACUCACUCUGCUCACUCACCCUACUGUCAUAUAUUUGGAGUGGCACUAAUCUCUCUCCCUCCAUUUCCUCUCUCUCCCUGUCCACUCUGUGCCGCUUCAUUCUAGACGCGACUGGCACUAAUCUACCUUCAAAGAACUCUUCCUGCUGCUCUUCUUUUGUGUAAUCCUUUAUUCAUUAAAAAAAGCUUCUAUCCCCCUUUCCCUCCAUACACCCCUUUUCUCUUACUGUACACUACUACUGAACUGAGCCAAAGGGGAGAAGACGAGGAGAGCAGUGGACGUCCCUGUAGCACCUGUGCUGCUAAGAAAAAGUGCAGGGACACAGCGCAAGCAAUAAAGCUCUCCGCUCAUUCAUCAGCUCUCAGGAUCACACUCGAAGACUUUUUAUUUUGCUCACUUUCCGCCACGGAUGAACUGGAGCCAAAGCGAGACACCACUACACUCAAGGUGAAACGUUUAACGUGAGACCAAUUUGUAUCUGAGGACUAGCAGAGACAAAUGUGUCAUUUUCAUUCAGAACACACUUGAGAGGAGGAGAAGCUGGACCAACAGGAAGAGGUUUUACUGCUUCCUGUUCAGGCUCAGCCAGAAAUUGCCAUGGACUACGGUUCGCUGUUCAUCUCAGCAACAGUGAAUGCGAUUGGGAAGUUUGUUUCACACCACCAGUCACGCCUGAAAACGAUUGGUCAGUUCCGCUCGCAAAGCUUCUCGCUUAUGAAGAUGAUUGGACAGUUUCCUCAGCACGUAAUCACAUUCAGAUUCUUUUUUUUUUUUCCUUCAGUUGAUUUUAUUUCCGUUUCUCUGCGUUCAUAGAAUCCUGUGUGUAUGUACUGGCACCCAAUUCCAUUAUUAUACAGGUAUCAAAUUCAGUUUGUUUGUUUAGACCAAGAGAAAAUGUCUCAUUUUAAUCAUUUUCAUGUUUGUUAUUCAUUACAAAGUGAUUUCAGAACAUGUUCUAUGCUCAUAUUUUAUAGAAAUAAUACAUAAAGGAAGACCCACAGUAAAUUUCUUUGAAAUUGCAGCUUUUGCAAUGGAAAUGUUAUUUUAUUGAAAAGUAACAUCCUAUUUAAAUUCAUUUAAAAUGUUUUUUGAAAUUUAUGUAUCUUGUAGGCUAAUAUUCUUCAAACCAAAUUUGUGGUUGCUUAUUCUUUUGUCUUUGUAUGAAAUGCUGAUAAAGUUCAGUUUUUAUACCGAAUCAAGUUAUUGAAUCAAGGGUGCAAGUACAUUUACAUUAAAAAAAAAAAGUUACAAAAACAUCGAAAUGAAAAGUGUAAAACAGUUUAGACAAAAAAUUUGUGUGCUGGAUUUCUCAUGAUUUUUUUUCUGUGUAUAAUUUUUGGUUUGGUUUUGUUUGUUUUUCACAUUUUAGUGAAGAGUUUGGUGUCUUCUGUGAAGAAUUACAGGUUUAAGCAUUUUUGUACUGUGAAAUAAAUGAUCCUGAGUAAAUAAUAAAGCUGGUUAAAUUUG
Molecule: messenger RNA, 2729 nt
Organism: Neoarius graeffei (lesser salmon catfish)
Lineage: Eukaryota; Metazoa; Chordata; Actinopteri; Siluriformes; Ariidae
Product: ephrin A4
Exons: 5
Coding region: 512-1117 (201 amino acids)
Biological process (GO): ephrin receptor signaling pathway; axon guidance
Cellular component (GO): plasma membrane
Molecular function (GO): ephrin receptor binding
Source: RefSeq, a predicted model, not a curated record